AUGGCGAGCGGCGUCGAGGAAGCAGGGACCUGGGUCGAGGAGUCCGGCGGCGAGAAAGUGCAGAGCUGGGUCGAGAAGAGGGUUGCGCCGGCGAGGAGUGGCGAGUGGAGCGCCGGCGUGGCGCGACGAGGGGAGCGCCGACGGCGAGCGGCUGCUGUGCUGGUUGUUGCCGCAGGUGUUCUCUGCUCUGCUGGCUGGGCUCGACGAGGGAGGUGA
Molecule: messenger RNA, 216 nt
Organism: Linum trigynum
Lineage: Eukaryota; Viridiplantae; Streptophyta; Magnoliopsida; Malpighiales; Linaceae
Source: the annotation of a GenBank genome assembly